Messenger RNA from Elgaria multicarinata webbii, 4206 nucleotides. RefSeq names its product WD repeat domain 48 (gene WDR48). Gene Ontology annotation, molecular function: ubiquitin binding. The transcript is spliced from 19 exons. The record is from RefSeq and is a predicted model, not a curated record. The coding region runs from base 34 to 2067 and encodes 677 amino acids. Lineage: Eukaryota; Metazoa; Chordata; Lepidosauria; Squamata; Anguidae. Gene Ontology annotation, biological process: double-strand break repair via homologous recombination.
CUCGGACAUGACGACAGAGUGUCAACAUGCAAGAUGGCGGCUCAUCACCGACAGAACACGGCGGGGCGGCGGAAAGUGCAGGUCUCCUAUGUAAUUAGAGAUGAGGUGGAGAAGUACAAUCGGAAUGGGGUAAACGCACUGCAGCUUGACCCAGCGUUAAACAGACUUUUUACAGCAGGCCGAGACUCCAUCAUCAGGAUAUGGAGUGUCAACCAGCACAAGCAAGACCCUUAUAUAGCUUCUAUGGAACAUCAUACAGACUGGGUGAACGAUAUUGUACUCUGCUGCAAUGGCAAAACUUUGAUAUCUGCGUCAUCUGAUACUACUGUUAAAGUAUGGAAUGCCCAUAAGGGAUUCUGCAUGUCAACACUCCGGACCCAUAAGGAUUAUGUGAAAGCCCUGGCAUAUGCAAAAGAUAAAGAAUUGGUAGCAUCUGCUGGGCUGGACAGACAGAUAUUCCUCUGGGAUGUAAAUACACUAACAGCACUGACUGCCUCAAAUAACACUGUCACAACUUCUUCCCUUAGUGGGAACAAAGAUUCUAUCUACAGUCUUGCCAUGAAUCAAAUGGGAACAGUAAUUGUAUCAGGGUCCACUGAAAAGGUUUUAAGGGUAUGGGAUCCAAGAACUUGUGCAAAGCUUAUGAAACUUAAGGGACACACAGACAAUGUAAAAGCUUUGCUGUUGAACAGAGAUGGCACGCAGUGUCUUUCUGGCAGUUCUGAUGGAACGAUCAGACUUUGGUCACUUGGUCAGCAGAGGUGCAUAGCUACAUACAGAGUCCAUGAUGAAGGUGUAUGGGCGCUUCAGGUCAACGAAGCCUUCACUCACGUUUAUUCAGGUGGAAGAGACAGAAAGAUAUAUUGUACAGAUUUACGAAAUCCUGAUAUCCGGGUGCUCAUUUGUGAAGAAAAGGCACCAGUUCUUAAGAUGGAACUAGAUCGAUCAGCUGAUCCUCCUCCAGCACUUUGGGUUGCAACAACUAAGUCAUCUGUGAAUAAAUGGACUUUGAAGGGAAUUCACAACUUUAGAGCUUCAGGGGACUAUGACAACGACUGCACCAAUCCAAUCACACCCCUAUGUACACAGCCUGACCAAGUUAUUAAAGGGGGUGCUAGUAUUAUUCAGUGCCACAUUCUCAACGACAAAAGACACAUAUUAACCAAAGACACAAACAACAAUGUGGCAUACUGGGAUGUGUUGAAGGCAUGUAAAGUAGAAGACCUCGGGAAAGUGGACUUUGAGGAAGAAAUUAAGAAAAGGUUUAAAAUGGUCUAUGUGCCAAACUGGUUUUCAGUAGACUUAAAAACUGGGAUGUUGACCAUUACAUUAGAUGAGAGUGACUGCUUUGCAGCAUGGGUCUCUGCAAAAGAUGCUGGAUUUAGCAGUCCAGAUGGAUCUGAUCCAAAAUUGAACCUUGGAGGGCUUUUACUGCAGGCUCUCUUAGAGUAUUGGCCUAGAACACACAUCAAUCCUAUGGAUGAAGAAGAAAAUGAAAUGAACCAUGUGAACGGUGAGCAGGAGAACAGAGUACAGAAAGGAAAUGGAUACUUCCAGGUGCCACCACACACGCCAGUUAUUUUUGGUGAAGCUGGAGGACGCACUUUGUUCAGGUUGUUAUGUCGGGAUUCCGGUGGUGAAACUGAAUCCAUGCUCCUUAACGAAACUGUGCCACAAUGGGUAAUUGACAUCACUGUGGAUAAAAAUAUGCCAAAAUUCAAUAAGAUUCCCUUCUACCUCCAACCUCAUUCCUCUUCGGGAGCAAAAACAUUAAAGAAGGAUCGUUUGUCAGCCAGUGACAUGUUGCAAGUCAGGAAGGUGAUGGAGCAUGUUUAUGAAAAAAUAAUAAAUCUGGACAAUGAAUCACAGACAACUAGCUCUUCCAAUAAUGAAAAAGCUGGGGAACAAGAAAAAGAGGAAGACAUUGCAGUUCUAGCAGAGGAGAAAAUUGAACUCUUGUGCCAGGACCAGGUUUUGGAUCCAAAUAUGGACCUUCGAACUGUCAAGCACUUCAUAUGGAAGAGUGGUGGUGACUUGACUCUCCACUACCGCCAGAAGUCUACGUGAGCCAAGUGGUGGACCCAGCCGGCUAUUAACUUACUUGAGCUUCCUGUACUGGUUCCAGCUGUAGUGCUCUAGAAGCCCACUGAAACCCUAAGGUAGAUCUGACACUUCUAAUGCCUCAGUGCGGACAGAGUCUACUUGAAUUGAAGUGACUAAUAAAUCUGUAAUAUAGACAAAUCUGUAUGACCUAAACUAAAGUCUGUCCUUAUCAAGGUUCAAGUGAGAAUGACAUGAAAAGCCCUUGAGUGGUUCCUGUUAUGAGGUGUACAGAGACCAGAAGACCCAGUACAGAUGUAUGUGGGGUUCUAUUUCAGUUUUUAUUUCCAAGAUUAUCAUACCUUCAUCUGCUCAAGCUUGAUAUGUAAACUACUUCCUCAGCCCUGCUGCUAACUCGUUCACAGUGUAAAAACUGCAUGUGCUGUACUUGGUUAAUACAUUCCAUGUAGUAAAUUUUGGCCACUUCUCAAGACAAAUCUACUUAAAGAAAACUCUGUUGUACAGUUGAGUAGAACAGUCUCUGUGACAUAAGUUGAAGGGGGUUAACUCCCUUUCAGCCGUGACUUUGUAAGAAACCAUUUUGGUACGUGGAGUAGAAAUUGUGUGAUUACAGGGUCAGUACAAUGGUGCAGUGCAUCAUGAUGGAAUAUUUCAACACCUUUAACUAGACUUUUAAAAAUGUAACUUCUAUAGUCCAAUUUUUUUCGUAAGAUGGCACACUGGUCACAAUUCCAAUCGUGCUUUACAUGUGACAUCUUGGCAAACUCUAGAAACUUUGCAGUAAAUACCAUAGUUGUGAUAGCAAAAAGGACUUGCAGGUUUUCCUCCAAUGGUUUUUAUAUGCGUUUUUGGAUAUUUUCGUUGAUGUCGUAAGCUGUAUACAGCUCAAUUUUCUUUCCCACUGUUUCUAAAAACAUUUUGCAGCUUUUUCAUAUUCUCAUUAGAGUCUUGUAGAAUCUAACUUAUUGUAGGAGAGGGAAUGCUUCCAUGUCUGAGUAAGAAAAGCUGAGUUUGAAUCCAGUGUUUAACCGGAACACAAACAUCCUGAUGACAAGAUAGUGUAAAAUGGUUCUUAUUUGAAACAGAAGCACAAGUGCCUUUCUAAGAGGCAGUAACGUUGAUUUCUUCCCCCUAUCUCACCAUCCAAAGAGAUGACCAUUCUUAUCUUCCUUAGUAGCUGCUGGAUCUAAGCUAUGGCUAACAGACCACCUUGGGUAUGCUGAACUGGAGGGAGAAUUGAUUGAACACCCUGAUUCCAACACUGCCUUUGCAGCAUGGGAGUGGCUUCCGCAACUUGGGUAGUCAAGCACCAUGCGUGCAGGUGGGAUGAUAGAACUUGACCUAGCGGCUGGCAGUGCCAGUGUGGGCAAGUAAUCCAGAAAUAAGUUGUGCCAAACAUGACAAAGAGGAAAAUAUUCAAAGAUGCUGCAGAAAACUAGCUUUAUUUUCAAAAAUAGCCCAAUGCAUUUUGGGUUUUUUUUUGGGGGGGGGGGUCUUUCUGUCUCUCUCUAACCCAAAGGAGUUUUCCUUUUUCAAGAGAGAGUGGUUUGUUUUUUCACUGACACAAAAUAAGAAACAUGACAGCACUUUGGGGAUAUUUUUCUCUUGGUUUUUGUUUUGGUGUGGAAAGCAUAGUGCUUGUUAUACGCACUACCUAGAUUGUCAGAGCAGCUGCCCUGCUGCAAGAGUAAAUUUGGAUUGGCAUUAAACCGUUGAGCCACCUGUGCUCUAGAUGAAACAGGUCCCCACUAGCAUGAGUUCUAGUUCAGAAUGAAGCUCGCAUGCAUCUUUCACAUCAUCCCAUUUGUGUGUGCAGAAGGCCAAUUUGCCACAUCUGUGCUACGUUGUACACUUUAGUGAAGUUGUUGAAUUCAUUGGUUAAACUGAACUGUAAGUUGUUCUUAUUGUAUUCCUUAUUAGACCCUAAUUCUGAAUUUUGUGCUCUCCUUCAUGUCUCUAUUGAAAGUAAUUUUAAAUCUGCCCUGUUCCCUUCCAUUUUUAAAAAAAUCAGCCAAGAUACUGAACUUUAUUUUCUACAAUCCAAGUAAUGUAGUUUCAGGAAAGAUUGACAGGGGGCCUGCAAUGCCAAAAGGACAAAUAUGUAUUUCACAAUUGUAUAGAAAUAAAAAAAACUUUAGCUAACAA